Molecule: messenger RNA, 5865 nt
Organism: Chilo suppressalis (striped riceborer)
Lineage: Eukaryota; Metazoa; Arthropoda; Insecta; Lepidoptera; Crambidae
Source: the annotation of a GenBank genome assembly
AACGCACUCCGCUAAUAAGCGUAAAUUAUUUGCGCACAUCACCGGCCCAUCAGCAUUGAACAACAUCUCUACUUUCGCCGCUGUGUUGUUGCCGUCACGACAAUCGCCGGGCCAUGCUAAGCUAGCUAACUGUUCUUACAAAUAAUCAACCUUUAGUUCGGUAAAAACCGCGCGUAAACACGGACGUACCACCGCAACGGUUUGACAUUUCACCGCGCAAACCGGCAUAUAUAUUCGUUUGUUUUUCUUUUUUAAUUUGGCAGUGACAUUUUCUUUUUUUAUUUCCCACUUUUUUUUUAAAUCAGUGAUGUGGAUUUAGUUUCGUAACUGUACAUCGGUGUUCUAUUUUUGAGUGUAAACUUCACCUUUUGGACAAUGUUCCAAUACGAAUAUGAGAAGCGGCCGCCCUCCUCCUCGUCUUGCGUUAGUCAAACAACCACGUUGACCAGCUGGGAUCCGCCUACCGCCACCAGCCGCCCGCCGCUACCGCCUAGGCCGCAGCAGUACCAGAGGAUACCUAGCAAAACCACUGUCCCACUGAAGGUGUGGAUCAUAGCCAGUGCUUCUUGUUUCGCGGUGUGCGCUGCGCUUGUCCUGGCUACAGUAGUAAUUACCAAAUGGGGCUCCCCCAACGAAUACACCAGGCAAAUACUCGAGGACCAGGACCCAGUCUAUUCAAAUCCUCAUCCAAUAUACUUCACGCAUAAACCAGACCACGUUGAAGACGACACAACAACUAGCAGCAACGAAAUAGACACAGACAUGGAAAUCAUAGAGAAGCUGUCUAUAUUCAAGAACGUCGUCGCUCAAAGGGCGAAUACAAAGAAAGAUUUAGUGUCUAAACCUCAGAUACAUCCUUUACAUGACACUACAAUAGAACAUGCUAAAAGAAAGAUCGAGAAGAAGGACCAGGCGAAGUAUCCAGAACAUCUACCCAAACUCAACGCUGACAACACCAAAAGACCUAUCCCUGCGUUUAAACCAACUCUUCCCGACGUUUUCAUCCAAGGAGAAGUCAAACUACCCGAUGGAUAUUUUCUUGGUCUGAGGAAACCAAGCCAAGAUUACGAAGAGUAUUACAGCGACGACAAUCUUUAUGAAGACUACAUGCAGAGCAAUACCAUGACAAACUAUUUGAUUGAGAAAGUGCAAGAGCUCCACGAUUGGAUAAACUCCGAUCCUGAUUUCGAAACUGUGAAGAACACAUCGAGGAUUGCCCGGAAUAGUAGCGAUUUCACUGAAAUAUUGAAGGCUCUAAAUCAGAGUUUGGUACAAGGAGAUGUUACUAUAGUGAUGAGCAAGCUCAGAGACUUGUAUCUUGGCGAUGUUAAUGCCACAACGAGUCAUCCUAGGAAGAUGAUCGCAAGCAACAGUACGGAUCUAUUGUCGUUUGGCAUUUUGACCCUGGACAUAAUGCUGUUGCAUAACAUACAACUGAUGGCGUGGGAGAAUCAGGAAUCAGCCCGCGCUAAAAUGUUGAAGGAUCCGGAUGUGUUCGCCUUCAAUGCUCUGUUCAUGGACCCGAGUAAAGUUGCAGCGAGUCAGAACGUGGUCAGCCGGCAAGGAGUACCAGCGUUAACCUCAAAACGCCAGAACCUCCGCCAGGGUACCGAGGAGUCGGACCUCGGUAGCAGCUUGCUGGACAACUUCCUCGAGAUCGGUGUCAGCACCACCCGGGCCGCCAUCAACUUGGGACGAGCUUACAAGAACACCAAGGCUAUCUUAAACCAGCUGUCCAACCGCGAUUCCCCACCCUCCAAUGUGCACAGCCAACUCUCCAGGAACAUUGAUGGCAGCGCGGUCGCUUUGAACCACCUGCAGUCUUCGUUCGGAGGUGGAGUUGUCAACGGCACCUAUUAUACCGAGCUGGAUUGCCUCUGGCUUCUGUACUGUAGGAAUCUUGUUGCUACUACCAAAUUGGAUGCUCCGUAUGGGACCAUGGCAAGGAUUAAUAGCGUGGCGUUACGUCUGGUGGCUGGGGAGAUGCCAGCUGACAGCGCGCUGCACGUUGCUCUAUUGGACGCACUGGGCGGCUGGACCGAUCUGCGAUGCGACCAAAUGUUCCCCAGAUGCAGUAAAGUGAAUGCGUCAUCAGUAGUGCUGAAUACGAUACUCCAGCCUUCAAACAAGUCAUAGUAUUGAAAUAAAAAAAAAUAAGAAUUCCACCCUCGACCGCUAUUCGCAAUGAGGAUCCGUAACGAUUUUAGUUGAGAAUGUAGAUUUAUAGAGCUAAGGGUUCCAUAAAAUACAGUGGUUAAACUUCCGUUCUACAACAAAUAUUGACGAAAUUAUGACCAAAUUACUAAACGAAUUUUCGACUGGCCGCGUGGUGACUGUGACGUCACAGAGCUCCAGCGAUCUGGCGCGAGCGAACGUAGAGACGUUACUAAAGUUCGACCGGAGUGAACCACGAUCGAGCUCUGUGACGUCACACGUUUCGGCCGCCGGUGAAUAUUGGCUACCAUAAAAUUAGUUAUGAAAUCGCAACGAAUGAACCGAUUUCGAUGAUUUAAAAAUAUUAGUGAUUUUUAGUAGAUUUGCUGAUCUAGUAGUGGUCCUCAUUGUUAAUACUUUGAUGCAGUCACUUCAAGUUUGCUAUUUGCAAACUUGAUAUCAGUCUGUCCUUUUCAUUCCUUACAAAGCAUGAUACCACAAAAUUCUAUUUGGUGAUGAUACAGACAGACUCUUGUCAAGUUAACAAAUAGCAAAUGCGAAUAGCCAAGUUAAGUGCCGUGAUGGAAGGCUUUUAUUGCGUUAAAUCGUUGCAUUUCUAAUCCCUUAAUAAUAAAAGGGAAAAUUGGUGUGCACAGACCACACAUCUGAAGCGAAACUUCUUUUCUUAAAUAAUCUAACAAUAUUAGGCGCAGGCGCGGUCGCAGCCUGAAAUUUUGGAGGGGGUCACUCAUUACACUAAUAAAAAAAACCGGCCAAGAGCGAGUCGAACUCGCGCACCGAGGGUUCCGUAUACACCUGAAUUUUCAAAAAUAUUUUUUAUUAUAUUAUGAUGUAACUAAAAAACUAAAGUUCACGGUUUUCGCAAUUUUUUCUUUAUCUGUAGGUACUAUAAGUCGUUACUUUGUACCAAAUGUCAAGAAUGACCUUAGAUUUUGGGGGGGGGCAUGUCCCCUAUGACCCCCCCCCCCCCUUCGGACCGCGCCUGAUUAGGCGGUGCAUAAGGCGUAGGGGAAUGGAGUAGCACACGCAUCACUCAUAUAUAUACAGGGCGUACACGGCAAUCUCACACAGACGGAAAGUAUAUUAAAUAUUGAAGAUAGGAUAUUUUACUGAAAGAAGACAUCAUUUUAUUUUUAAUAAUACCUAGAAUUGCAAACACAGUUUUUUUUUUAAAUCGCCUGUUACAACUGGGAAUCAAACUCGUGAAAGUUCGAAAAAAAACACGACAUAUUUUAUGAUUAAUCCUUUCGAUGGUUAUCAUAAAAUAUGUCGUGCUUUUUUGUUAAGUUGUCUUUUUAAAAAUAAAAUGAUGUCCUCUCUCAGUAAAAUACAGUAGUAAUAAAUUAUUUUUAGUUUAUUUUUUAUUGCACUUUCUGUUUCCCGCUAAGUUUUGAAUCUCCGGCACCACCUAGGUUGGCUGGAAGAGAUCUCUUUUAGAGAUAAGCCCAUCUUUGCUUACUAUGUAUUUGACUAUAUGUUUUAACUAUAUGAUGCAAUAAAGAGUAUAAUAAAAUAUCCUAUCUUCAAUAUUUAAUAUACUUUCCCUCCGUGUGAGGUAGCCGUGGGACGCCCUGUAUAUAGUCGUGUAUAGACGAUGGUGACGUGUUUCCGAUCCAUCUUUUCCAUAGGAUUUUUCCAUUUGCACCCCGAAAAGAAGUUUCACUUAAAAAGCAAGUGUUACUUAACUGUUGCCUUUAAUUUUGGGUUCUGAGUAUCAUGCCAGAAUCAGCCGCUGUCUACUACACGAGUAGAAUCUGUUGUAAAGAGGCUAGGCUUAUGUUUAAUGCAACUAAAAGUACAAUUAACAGCAGAUCAAGGAUGAUAUCGACGUUAUGUUCAGCACUAUAGGUAGACCGCUUAACUGAGUCAUGAGUCAUCCCCACAGGCGAUGACUCAUGACUCAGUUAAGCGGUGGGGUAAAGAGAAGGGGCUGUGAGAGGUGCUGGCGGUUGGCACAUUCUUGUCAAAAUUACAAGCGCCCGCCGCCCGCACCUCACACGGCUAGAAUUUCCGCUUAUCAAUAUCGUAUAUGGUGGUCAUGACCCCCCCCCCCCCCUGGGCUGGGUCCAUCUGUACCCACUUCACAAUCUAUACUUCAUAAUCUGUACCCACUGUGACUUGACCACGACUAUAUGACCCCCCCCCCCUGGUGCCAAAGCUGAAUCCACCCUUGCUCGUAGCUUAUCAAUUCCGGGACUUUUGCACCCCCCCCCCCCCCCUGAAAAAAUAAAGCGAAUGAAAUGAAUGAAGAAUAGAAUUAAAACAUCAAGCAGGUGUUUGCCAUAUGCUGGCUUAUCAGUUCCCGGACAUUUGCACCCCUCGCUGAAAAAAUAACGCAUCAAAUCCAACCCCUCAUCACCCCCCAUAAUUAAAACAUUAAGCAGGUGUCGUUCGUCAUUAGUUUAUUUUAUUACGAAACUAGCACAUUAUCGGAAUUCGGGACAAUAGGAUGUAAUUACUGGACACAGGACAGCACGCAAAAUUCUGGGACAAUCCCGGAAAUCCCGGCCAUCUGGCAAUCCUACUUACGGUGCCCCUGUUCUCCCCCUCCCCCUCACCCUGUACCCCGCAGGCGAGGUCUCUUGUGUGAAUCUUGAAUCUUGUGUAUAGGUUAAGCGGUUUACCUAUACACAAGAUUCUUUGUCUUAUGCAAUUGCUGAGUUUUCUUGAUUUGCUGUUGAUAUCUAUAAGUUUUGUUAGUGUUAGGCGCCUCGCGCACAAGACGACCACGACCACGGCCAUUGGCUGCAACGACCAGAUUAAUUAUAGAAACCCUACUAACGUCGCGCACUUGGCUACAACGGCCAACUUUAGUUAACCUGGUCGUUGCGACGAAUGGUCGUGGUCGUGGCCGUCUAGUGCGCGAGGUGUCAUAAGAGCGCUUAGGUUUAUGUAGUAACGUACAGUCGAUGAAGUAGGGAGUCCGCUUUUUCUGGAGCAAAUACGUAGCGGCAAAGUUCUUAAGCAAAAUUACAGACAAAUUGCGCAAUAGUCAUGCUGAAAAGACUUCCGAUAUUUUGACUGUAGUUUAGUACACAGAAAAACCAUGGCCUAGAUUAAUACAUAGGACAUUUAAAUCUAAAGAUUUUUUAUUUAGAAAAAAAUCCACGGGCGAAUGCACUGACUAUUAUGUUACCGCGGCCCUGGUGGCCGUGUCGAAUUUUCUCUAGUAUUUCUAAGGCUGCAAGGCAAUUACUUCUAGAAAAAAAAACAUUUUUUUAAACAUCUAGCAGUUAACUGCUUAAAAUAAAAGUAAAAUUAAUAUUUCUGAUUCUUUUUUUUAAUUCUAUAAAUUCUGAAGUCCAGGUAAAAAUUAGUACCACUAAUAACCAAUGAGUUUAUUUGCAUGUAAACGGUGGGCUCAACAUUUCUUAGACUGUACUUUAAUUAGAGUUAGCUUAAUUGUUGUUUAAGUAAGAUGUUACUUUAUACGGUUUUGUUUGUAAAAGUACAUACUGAUGUCGAUUCUGACAUUAUCUCUAAACCUAAACUUAAAUUUGAUGUAUCUCUGUCAUUCUCUAUACAGAUUGAAAAGGAGAGACUGAUGUUAAAUUUAGUUUUAAGUUUAGAGAAUCAUGCCAGAAUCGACACCACUUUUACAUGUAUAUUUAUAUAGACCUAGAUAAGUUUACUUACUUACUAGUAAGGAUAAUCUUAUAGACUGAUGUUGAAUAAAAUUUUACUACAAAU